UGUGACAGCGGGCACAUGUUGGACCGGUACCGGUGAGGCUGUGUGAGGAGCAGCAGAGCAAAACAAACAGAUUAAUAUGGCGGUAUUUCACGACGAGGUUGAAAUCGAAGAUUUUGAAUAUGACGAAGAAACAGAAACAUAUUAUUUCCCCUGUCCUUGUGGGGACAGAUUCGCCAUAACGAAGGAGGAUCUGGAGAAUGGCGAAGAAGUGGCCACCUGCCCGAGCUGCUCACUAAUAGUGAAAGUAAUCUAUGAUAAGGAGCAAUUCAUGUGCGGAGAAGUGAUUGAAGCACCAAAUAUGUCCGAAAACAAACUGGAGCUGGCCCAGAGCUGAGACGUUCACAGAACUCCUGCACGUGACUCUUGGAUAUCAUAAUGGACUUAAAACGCACAUCUCUCAUUUCAGUUCCUGCUAUGUUUGCAGAUCUUUUGUGAGGACAACUUACUGGGCCUCAGUGACUCAAGACACUUUUAGCACCAAGAUUUGCACAUGAAUUAUCAGUUUGUUGUUAAAGCUAUUUAUUUUUUUAAGACCUUUUUAAAAUAUCCCUCAGUUCUCGUUUGAAAAUAAAUGU
Molecule: messenger RNA, 575 nt
Organism: Xyrauchen texanus (razorback sucker)
Lineage: Eukaryota; Metazoa; Chordata; Actinopteri; Cypriniformes; Catostomidae
Product: diphthamide biosynthesis protein 3-like
Exons: 3
Coding region: 77-334 (85 amino acids)
Biological process (GO): protein histidyl modification to diphthamide
Molecular function (GO): metal ion binding
Source: RefSeq, a predicted model, not a curated record